GGGAGGCGUGACUAGAGUACAGAGUACCAGCACUUGAUUCCAGGCACACAACAUUGCAACCACAGAACAAAGAUAGAGCCAGGCAGAGCAGCUAUUGGGAGCAGGCAAACACACACAUACACACAAAGGAGAUACAGGACAGAGCGCAGGACAGACUGCCAACAUGAGGAGCCGGUUGCUCUUCUCUGCCUUUCUGUGGAUUAUCUCUGAAGCUCAUGUCAUCCUUCUUACUGAAAUGUUUGGUGAGAUUCGAACACCCAACUUUCCAGAUUCCUAUCCCAGUGAAUCAGAGUUAACGUGGAACAUCACCGUCCCUGAUGGCUUCCGAGUGAGACUAUACUUCAUGCAUUUCGACCUGGAGCCCUCAUACCUCUGCGAGUAUGAUUAUGCCAAGGUAGAGUCUGAGGACCAAGUAUUGGCCACUUUCUGUGGGAAGGAAAACACUGAUACUGAGCAGGCUCCAGGGCAGCAGGUGAUUACGUCCCCUGGGAACUUUUUGAGUCUCACCUUCAGAUCUGACUUCUCCAAUGAAGAGCGUUACACAGGUUUUGAUGCCCAUUAUAGUGCUGUUGAUGUUGAUGAGUGUGCAGAUAAGAGUGACGAGGACCUGAUGUGUGAUCACUAUUGUCACAAUUACAUUGGUGGCUUCUACUGCUCUUGCAGAUUUGGUUAUCUGCUCCACACCGACAACAGAACAUGCAAAGUGGAAUGCAGUGAUAAUCUGUUUACGCAGAGGAGCGGAGUGAUUACCAGUGCAGAUUAUCCCAACUCAUAUCCCAAGAGUUCAGACUGUCUCUACAGAAUUGAGUUGGAGGAAGGCUUUGUAAUUAAUCUUCAGUUUGAUGACGUAUUUGACGUAGAGGAACACCCAGAUGUUUCGUGUCCUUAUGACUACUUAAAGAUCAAAGCUGGAAAAAGAGAGUACGGACCAUAUUGUGGAGAAAAAUCACCAGGAAGAAUAGAAACUGGAAGUAACAGUGUUCAGAUACUGUUCCACAGCGACAAUUCUGGGGAUAAUACAGGCUGGAGACUGUCUUACACUGUCACAGGAACCCCUUGCCCAGACCUCAGGCCUCCCGUCAAUGGAAAAAUUGAACCUAUCCAGUCCAAGUACACAUUUAAAGACCAGGCCGUAAUCAGCUGUAACCCUGGGUACCAUGUGGUUAAGGACAAUGUGGAGAUGGAAAGUUUCCAGAUAGAGUGUCGAAAGGAUGGAACUUGGAGCAACCGGAUUCCCACGUGCCAGAUUGUAGACUGUAAAAUGCCAAAGGAGUUGGAGAAUGGAUUCUCAACCUUCCCUACAGCAGGAAAUAUCACAACAUAUCAAUCAUCAUUUGCAUAUUCCUGUCAAGAGCCUUUCUAUGAGAUGGUUCCAAAUAUCACCAAACCAUACAUCUGCAAUGCUCGAGGGAUGUGGAUCAAUGAGGACAUUGGCACUGAGCUCCCAGUUUGUCAACCAGUGUGUGGAAAGCCAAGUUUUUCCAGGUCUAAACUGGCAAAAAUUGCAAGAGGAACUAUAGCAACGAGAGGAAUCUCACCAUGGAUCGCUAUGUUUACAUCUGAAAGUCGGAACCCAUUCUGUGGAGGGUCUCUGAUUGGUAACAAAUGGAUUAUCACUGCUGCCCAUUGUCUCCACAAUGAACUGAGCCCAGAUGAACCUGUUCUGAGUUCCUCCGACCUGAUCAAACUCUCAUCAUUCUAUGUGAUAUUAGGCAAGCAUAGGACGUUGAAAAAGGAUGACAGUGAGCAAGUUCUCAAAGCUAAGAGAAUUAUACUGCAUCCCGACUACAACCACACUAAUUUCCAGCAUGACAUUGCUCUGGUGGAAUUGUCACACGCAGCUUUCCUCAAUAACUAUGUGAUGCCUAUUUGUCUGCCAGAAAAUCAACCCCAGGCAGAGGACCAUGUGAUUGUCAGUGGAUGGGGCAAACAGUUCCUGACAAAAUUACCGGAUUACCUUCUUGAGAUUGAUAUUCCUGUGGUGGACCACACAUUAUGCAAGACUGUGUACAAGAAUGUAGGAAAAGUUGUGACCGAAGACAUGAUGUGUGCCGGUUUAAAAGAAGGGGGAAAAGAUGCAUGUUCUGGUGAUUCUGGGGGUCCGAUGGUCACUCUGCACUACCAGAAGAAACAUUGGUAUCUGGCAGGGACAGUUUCUUGGGGAGUGGGAUGUGGCGAGAAGGAUUCAUAUGGAGUUUACUCAAAUGUUUACAAGCACCUGGACUGGAUCAAAAAGAAUACUGGAGUGUUAUAUUAACAAGGGACAUCUAAAUGGUUACUGGAAGAACAGUUUCUGUGAUCAGUUUCAUGCAAAAAUUCUGAAAUGCAACUUUUGUUGAAAUUUUAAUCAUAAAGCAUGGGGAUGCCAGCAACCUUGCUGCUUAGUGUCAUCUGAAAUACAAAUUCAUCCUUGUGCAAAACAGAUUUAGGAAAGCUGUACACUUAUCAUCAAUAGAUUGCAUUUUUAAUAUAAAAUGAUUAUGUUGUUUCUGUUGUGUUUUAUUUUAUUGUUUGUGGGGUUUGCAUUAGCCUAUGUUACCUCAUGUGCCAUGACCUUUAUUGUUUCAAGAUCAGUUAUAUAAAAUAUAAAUCAUCUAUGUC
Molecule: messenger RNA, 2601 nt
Organism: Spea bombifrons (plains spadefoot toad)
Lineage: Eukaryota; Metazoa; Chordata; Amphibia; Anura; Pelobatidae
Gene: MASP1
Product: MBL associated serine protease 1
Exons: 16
Coding region: 164-2257 (697 amino acids)
Biological process (GO): zymogen activation; complement activation
Cellular component (GO): blood microparticle; extracellular region
Molecular function (GO): serine-type endopeptidase activity; calcium ion binding
Source: RefSeq, a predicted model, not a curated record